AUGCCGGGGUUUGCUGAUUCCUUCUGGUCGAGCGACUAUGCUGCAGGACUGGGUGUCCUAUUCACCAAGCUGCAACAAGGCGUCCACGAGAACAGACAAGUCCUGACUAUCGCACGCCUACGUGCCGAGGCAGAGGAGACUUACGGCCAGCGCCUUGGCGAUAUUGCUCCUUCUGCUGACAAAAUUGCCGGUGGCUUCAGUCGUGAUGAUGGAGCUACUGUUCGCAAGGCCUUUGAUGGCAUGCGAACCGAGAUGCAAGAUGCUGCUCGUAACCAUCGUCGCAUCGCUCAAAGCAUUCGCGACCUCGUUGUCAACCCUUUCUCCCGCUGGUGCGAUGCCCACGAGGCUCGCAUCCAAGACUCACAAGAUGAGCUGCAGGUGCGAAUCAAGGCUCAUGACCGUCAAGCCGAAGCUGUCAAGAAGCUCCGAUCCGUGUAUUUCAACAAGUGUCGACUAGUGGAAGAUCUCGAAGAGGAAAACAAACUCGCUUUCCAGGACCCCGAAACCAGCCCCAAAGCCAACCAGAAUAUCCCCGAAAUUAAGGUCCAGCCUCACAAGGAAGAGGAGCCCGAGGAGGAAGAGCUUUAUGAGAUCGGCGACGAUACUUAUCAGCCCGAGCAAGUCAAGAAGAUUCUUUCCCAAAUGCUGUCCAGCAUCAAGAUGGGCGAGACCAAGGUGCCAAUUCUGGGAACAUACCUCAACACUUCUUCCGGUUCCGAUAUUGUCGAAUAUCUGCAGCGCAGCAUGGGCAACAUCAAUGUCGCCUAUGCCGAACGUAUCGGUCAAGAUCUCGUCAACAACGGUUUCCUUCGACUCAUCGGUAACGUGGGCAGCACAUUCGCCAACAGCUCCAAGAUGUUCUACCAAUGGCAAUCCAAGGCUUUUACAAUGGCUGGUGUCCCCGAAAAGAAAUCUAUCAACCGUACUUUCUCACUCGCUUCGACCGGAUCUGAAGGUGGUGCCGACUCUCCCGUCGGAACAGUGAGCGAGUAUCUCGCCAACUGGAAAGUUCUCAACAACGCUCAUCCGAACGAGACCCCUAGCCAGCGCAUGCAACGAGAAGCUCGUGAAGCUGAUGAGAAGUACCGCGAAGGCGUUCGCAAGCUUGACGAGCUGCGAUGUGAGCUUGAGGAAUCAAUCCAUCUCCACCUCAAGUUCCUCGAGCGAUGUGAGCUCGACCGCCUUAAAGCUGUCAAGACAGUCAUCCUCGACUUUUCAGGCACCAUUGGAAACGUCAUUCCUAGCCUACAGUCUACUGUGGACCAGAUGAUGCUCUUCCAAGAGACCAUUCAGCCUGAAAACGAUCUGCGAUAUUUGCUUGAGAACUAUCGCACUGGAAGCUUUGUGCCUAAGGUUGUGGUGUACGAGAAUUACUACAAUAAGGUGGACGAGCAGACGUUUGGUAUCGACCUCGAAGCCCGUGCUAGAGCUGAUAAGAAGCGAGUUCCCAUGAUUGUUACAACUAUCCUGACCUAUUUGGACCACCAUUACCCUGAUCUUGAAGGCGACGAAGCCAGGCGAGGCGUGUGGCUGCUGGAAGUCCCUCUAUCACAGUCACACCGUCUGCGCUCCAAGGUCAAUGAUGGCAAGCCUGUUUCUCCUGAUGUUUUUGAUGAAUUUGAUAUCCCCACGGUUGCUAGUUUGCUCAAGAUCUACCUUCUGGAACUUCCUGAUUCUUUGGUCUCAUCUCAUGUUUAUGAGAUUAUCCGAACUAUCUAUUCCACACCCUCUACUGAUGCUGACGAGUCCUCUCGUAUUGCCGCUCUUCAGUCCACUCUGUCACAGCUCCGCCUUACUAACAUUGCGACACUCGAUGCUUGCAUGAACCACUUCACUCGUCUUAUCGACUUGACCUCUGCCGAUGAAACAUAUGUUUCAUCUCUCGCCUCUGCCUUGGCCCCUUGUAUCCUGCGACCACGAACCGAAACAUCUCUCACCAUGGAAGAGAAGCACGCGUACAGACUGGUCCGAGAUUUGUUCGCUCAUAAGGACGCAAUCUUCAGUGCCCUGAAGCGAAUGUCCAUGGUCAAUCACUCGUCUUCUGUGGGUAGCAACAACCGACCUCGAGCCAUUAGUACCGACGAAAGCAACCGUAAGGCCCUUAUGGAAGAGCGGAAUAGGGCUCUGCUUGAAAAGGCCAACGCAAGCCGAGGCCGUGAUAAGAGCCCUGCCCCAGGCCCCCGCGGUCAUCGCCGAGACCGUAGCACUGGCGGACCGGAGACCCGAUUCCCCAUUGCAAGCCCAACAGCAGCAUCCGCUGUCGACCGACACCGCACCAGUCUCGGAGGAGUCAUCAAGCGACAGAGUCUCGAGGUUCCCGAGCCUGAUAGUACCGCACCAGUCAAUGGUGAGGCAGAGAAGGAGAAGUCUGAUACCGACUCAGAAAAGAGAGAUAGCCGUGACAGCACAGGACGAACACCGACCAAAUUCGUUGGCGGAAAGCGAGUUCCUGUGGUGCCGUCGACUCCUCCUUCUGAUUCAAACCGCGGGGUGCAACUUGAAGAUGCUCCGAUGGAGGACUAG
This is a messenger RNA of Fusarium coffeatum, 2523 nucleotides long. RefSeq lists its product as uncharacterized. Gene Ontology annotation, biological process: cytoskeleton organization; small GTPase-mediated signal transduction. Gene Ontology annotation, cellular component: division septum; cell division site; plasma membrane. Gene Ontology annotation, molecular function: GTPase activator activity. Bases 1 to 2523 code for a protein of 840 amino acids. The transcript has 3 exons. The record is from RefSeq and is a predicted model, not a curated record. NCBI's taxonomy places the organism in Eukaryota, Fungi, Ascomycota, Sordariomycetes, Hypocreales, Nectriaceae.